AUGGUGUCAGAAUAUCUCAAAGAAACAAAGGAAGACAAGGCAGUCUAUGCAACUGCUAAUGGGAUACCUUAUACUCAGCAUCCCCUCGGAGCACAAACAGCUGGCCCGGGGGGGCCACUUUUACUUCAAGAUUUGAAUCUUAUGGAGGACUUAUCUCAUUUUGUUAGAGAAAGAAUUCCUGAAAGGGUUGUCCAUGCCAAAGGGGGUGGUGCACAUGGUUAUUUUGAAUUAACAGAUUCUUUGUCGGACUUAACUUACGCCCUUCCAUUUCAAACAGUCGGGUAUAAGUGUCCUGUUACUGUUCGUUUCUCAACUGUUGCUGGAGAUAAAGGUACGGCUGAUACAUUACGUGAUUCCAGAGGUUUUGCUAUAAAGUUUAGAACAGAGAUUGGUGAUAUGGACUGGGUGAUGAUUGAUAGUCCUGUUUUUUGGAUUAGAGAUCCUUUAAAAUUUAGUAAAGUAAAUCAUUCCCAGAAAAGAGAUCCUGUAACUAAUCUUAACCAGUCCAGUGAUUCAUAUCUUCACUGGGAUUAUUUGACAUCAAAUCCGGAAACUAUACACCAGUUCACAUAUCAGUAUGGAAAGAGAGGUAUCCCUAAGAGUUGGGCCGAAAUGCAUGGUUAUUCAUCUCAUACUUUCAAGUUAGUCAAUUCUCAGGGUGAUAUUACGUACAUACAGAUGCAUGUUAAAUCAGUUGAUGGCUUUCAAGGAUUUUAUGAUGCUGAAGGGAAAAAAACUGAAGCGGCUAACCCUGAUUAUCACACAAAGGAUUUGUACGAACGCAUUGCAGCAGGAAAAUAUCCAAAGUAUACUGUUUAUAUUCAAACGAUGACACCAAAACAAGCAGAAGAUUUCCGUUUUUCUAUAUAUGAUAUGACUAAGAUUUGGCCUUAUGAAGAAUUCCCAUUAAGAAAGGUAGGUCAGGUGGUAUUAAAUAAGAAUCCAGAAAAUUACCAUGCAGAAGUUGAGCAAGCUGCAUUCUCUCCUUCUAGUUUGGUACCAGGGUUUGAACCAUCUAAUGAUCCGGUUUUGCAAGCAAGAUUGCAUUUCUACAACGAUACCCAACGUUACAGGCUUGGCGUUAAUUACCAGCAAUUGCCAGUGAACAGACCAAGAACUUUUGAAAAGCACUCAGGUUGUCCAUUCUUGGCUGGAAAUUUCCAAAGAGACGGAGCCGCAGCUUUUUAUAACCAAGAAGGUAGGCCUAAUUUUUUAAGUACAACAUCACCGAUCAAUGCAGUUUCAAACGACCCAACAAAAUAUAAAGAUGGUUUGCCUGAGUUUGUUGAGAAGAAAUACUUAGGAGUUGUCACGGAAACAGAAGUUGACAAAUAUCAAAUAUUACAUAAAGAACGUGCUAAGAGAACUCAUGAAGAAAACCUCUGGCUUAAAUCUUUUCAUUAUAUUUCUGGGUUCAGUGAAAUUGAUCUAGAGCAACCUCGGAUUUUGUAUGAAAAAGUCUAUAAUGAUAAUGAUAGAGCAGAUUUAGUCGAAGCAGUCGUUAGCCAAGCGUCUAACAUAGGUAUGCCAAAGAUUAAAGAAAGAGUGCCUCUGUAUUGCGGAUUACUAAGUAAGGACUUUGGAGGGAAAGUAGCAAAGGGAUUGGGUGUAAAAUAUAACUUCCUUACAGUCCAAGAAUAUGUAAGCCUGAUUGGAGAGGCACCACCAAGUUAA
Molecule: messenger RNA, 1674 nt
Organism: Debaryomyces tyrocola
Lineage: Eukaryota; Fungi; Ascomycota; Pichiomycetes; Serinales; Debaryomycetaceae
Source: the annotation of a GenBank genome assembly